Solanum lycopersicum (tomato) is the source of this 1768-nucleotide messenger RNA. RefSeq names its product dol-P-Man:Man(5)GlcNAc(2)-PP-Dol alpha-1,3-mannosyltransferase. Gene Ontology annotation, molecular function: dol-P-Man:Man(5)GlcNAc(2)-PP-Dol alpha-1,3-mannosyltransferase activity. Gene Ontology annotation, cellular component: endoplasmic reticulum. Lineage: Eukaryota; Viridiplantae; Streptophyta; Magnoliopsida; Solanales; Solanaceae. The record is from RefSeq and is a predicted model, not a curated record.
AACAGCAAAGGAAUCCAAUUCCCAAAUUCCUAAGACGUCGUCUUUUCGCCGAGAUCGUCAGUUCUCCUGCUCCGGCAGCCAUGGCCGCCAAAGCAGCUGCUAUACGCAAGAGUAAUAGAUCGGAGAAUUUCAUUCAAAAACUCGUUAAAAAUCCUAAAAUACCUUUUGCUAUUGCAAUACUCAUUGCUGAUGCCAUCCUCGUUGCGUUGAUUAUCGCUUACGUUCCAUAUACGAAAAUUGAUUGGGAUGCUUAUAUGUCUCAGGUUACUGGUUUUCUCGAAGGAGAGAGGGAUUAUAGUAACUUGAAAGGUGACACGGGGCCUCUAGUUUACCCAGCAGGCUUUCUUUAUAUUUACUCUGCUAUACAAUAUGUUACUGGAGGUCAAGUCUAUCCUGCUCAGAUUCUUUUUGGCUUUCUCUACGUGCUGGAUCUUGCAAUUGUCUUGUUCAUCUACUUGAAGACUGAUGUGGUACCUUGGUGGGCUCUCUCCUUGCUUUCUCUGUCGAAAAGAGUUCACUCUAUCUUUGUUCUUCGAUUAUUUAAUGAUUGUUUUGCCACUACUCUCCUCCAUGCUGCAUUGGUCUCAAUUAUCUGCCAAAAAUGGCAUCUAGGGUUGGUAAUUUUCAGCGGAGCUGUUUCCAUAAAGAUGAAUGUGCUCCUGUAUGCACCACCUCUGUUGCUCCUCAUGGUGAAGGCAAUGGAUAUUGUUGGAGUUAUAUCUGCUUUAGCAGGGGCUGCAUUAGUGCAGAUUCUCAUAGGGCUUCCUUUUAUCCUGUCACAUCCAGCUUCAUAUUUAUCAAACGCUUUCAAUCUUGGUCGGGUUUUCAUCCACUUCUGGUCUGUCAACUUCAAAUUUGUUCCUGAAGACAUCUUUGUUUCUAAAGCUUUUGCUCUCUCUUUGCUAGUUGCUCAUCUCAGUCUGCUAUUGGUGUUUGCUCAUUACAGAUGGUGCAGGCAUGAAGGAGGACUGUUUGCUGUUGUGCGUUCUAAAAUCAUUCAACUGAAGCUCAGAGUUUCUCAGAGAAAUCCUUCCUCAACCAAGAAAGUCCUUCAAGCUGACCAUAUUGUGACGACUAUGUUUGUUGGGAAUUUCAUUGGCAUUAUAUGUGCCCGAUCCCUCCAUUACCAAUUUUAUUCUUGGUACUUCUAUUGCUUACCAUAUUUAUUGUGGAAAGCACCAUUUCCAACCCUCCUACGUUUAUUCUUGUUCGCAGCUGUAGAGUUUUGCUGGAACGUCUUCCCCUCCAACACUUGCUCAUCACUUGUCCUCCUCUGUGUCCAUUUGAUCAUAUUGGCCGGUCUAUGGAUAAGUUCACCAGAAUAUCCGUACGUCGAAGAAAAAACAACUUAUAAAUCUACACCUAAGAAGAAGGCCAGAUAAAGCACUAUCUGGUUAUGCAUGUGAAUGGCAGAUAAAGAAAAAACAACUGAUAAAACAAAGUUUUUGUUUUUCUGUUUCUUUUCGUAGUGUUAAUGCUUACAGUUUUGUUAGAUGGUAUACAAAACCAGAAAGGUGGUAACAACCACACGAAGAUCAUCCAAUGGCAUCAAGGAUGAAUAUUUUCUGGGGGUUUUCAACAUUUGAGGAUUUCAUUAGCUCAAAUCUGAAUUAGACUUGAAUAUUUUAGAAGGUCAACCUAUUUUAUUUAUCUAAAUCUGUAUGGUGUACUAUUUAUUGUCAAGAUUUAAGGACCUUUAGUCAUUUUCGCCGAGGUUAGCUGGUCGUUUGUGCCUGCUCAUGGAAAAGUUCUACCUAUAAUUGGCAUA